This is a messenger RNA of Lachancea lanzarotensis, 1212 nucleotides long. It is a transcript of the gene NVJ3, whose product is annotated as LALA0S03e03312g1_1. The record is from RefSeq and is a predicted model, not a curated record. The transcript has a single exon. NCBI's taxonomy places the organism in Eukaryota, Fungi, Ascomycota, Saccharomycetes, Saccharomycetales, Saccharomycetaceae. The coding region runs from base 1 to 1212 and encodes 403 amino acids.
AUGUCUACAAUUCUUUACAAUGCGAAUUCUACGUUAGUUUCGAGGUACCAGCGUAAGGUGAAAUUGAGAAAUGAGCUGAACCAGCAGGAUUGUAGCGAUGAGGUGAGGUUUGAAUCGAACCAUGCGAAGAACUCGCCACAAUAUCUCCAAGAUCUGUGCAAAUCUGUGUAUCCAACAUGCCUACACACGAGGUUCGAAGAGAUGCAAUUCCCCGCGCUUUGCGUUCACGCCUUUGUUGCCCUAGUUUUCAAGAAUUUCAUCAAAUCCUGGUUCGGUACCAAAGUGCCAUCUCAAGAUCCAGAGUUUUUGUGUGAAGUGUUCGCACUUGUGCAACGGUUGAUAGUUCACGUUGAAAGCCAUGAAGUUCACUGGGAACAAUUGAUUCUCGAUGACGUGCCGUUUGUCGUGUUCGAACACUAUCAAAUGCCAAAGAGUAGCCGGCUUGAUAAUGAUAGAGAAAGAGGGCCUUCUACAACCGCAAACUAUAUCUGCUCCUUUUUGGGCAACAAUUCGACUUUAGAGCACGCCUUUGUGAAGUCAUUAUACGAAUCUCUGCUGUGUGGUAGAAUACUUGGCAGUAUUGCAGAGCCCUAUCUGAUGCUCGAAAUACUUAACGAGGCUGUUCGUUCGAGAAUCCACAAAUCUCAAUCCAAAUCCAGUACCUUUUUGGGUAAGAUUCGAACUACAGUCGACUUCGUACGUUUAGCGCUGAAAUCCCAAUUACAGAGACCAUCGCAGCUGCAACGACCCUUCGCCCACCGAUAUUUAUUCUCGUGUCUCAGAAGACUAACUCAAUUCGAACAACGCAGACCACUGCUGUACUGUUUGUUCAAAUAUGGUGAAUCAGCCGCUGCCAAAAUAUCCGCGGUGGACAAAGUCCUUUACUGUCUUUUCCAGACAAGCGUGAGUGGCAAAAUAGCUUCUGGCCCGCAGGUUGGCCGAAUUUUCCUCUCUCUUCGUCGACUGGUGUUCCCCACCGAUACAGCAAUGGGGCCGCCAAGGCCAGUCCUCGAUGACCAUAAGAAAAGGCUUUUGCGCGAGGAAUGCGAGCAAAACUUACUGCAACUUCUCGUGUUGUACAAGUUGGACAGUCUUGUCGGUCUUAGCGCAACCGAUGUUAAAGAGUUUGUGGGUGCUAUAGUCGCAGAUCAAGAUGCCAAUGCACACUUGCUUGAACGGCUCCUGACUUGUGCCAUAGCGCAUAUUGCUUAG